This is a messenger RNA of Caenorhabditis briggsae, 558 nucleotides long. Lineage: Eukaryota; Metazoa; Nematoda; Chromadorea; Rhabditida; Rhabditidae. The coding region runs from base 1 to 558 and encodes 185 amino acids. The transcript has 3 exons. The record is from RefSeq and is a predicted model, not a curated record.
AUGAAGGAGUUGUUGGUGUUACCUGGAAAAGUUUGGAACUUUGAUCCGAAGGUGUUGGAGAAAAUUGAGAACUUUCCACUGGAUGGAGAGGAUGUGAAGGCUGUUUCUGAUGGGACCAAUGUGUUGGAAACGAUUCGAAAUGUACAAAAUGGAUUGGAAAUGAUGAAGACGUUGGAUGUUGAGAAUUUAGGAAUCAAAGACUCCUGGGACCUUUUGGAUUCUUCAUUGUCACAGUUUUUUGAGAUUCUGUCAAGCCAAAAGAUUUGGAAUUCAUCCAAUGUUUCAUUUCCAACCAAUCUUCCAAUAGACACAAUCAAAACAUUCAUCGAAGACGAGUAUCAGGAGAAUCAGAGAAAUGAUAUUUUGAAUUUUCUAAAAGAAAUUCAAAUAUUGAAGACUGAUUUUCAUGAAUACCCAAAUAAAUUGGAGAAGAUGAAUGAGGCAAUGGAAAAAAUGAAAAGAUGGGAGGAUGAAAAAAUGAAUCCAGUGAAGACGAUGGUUGAUUGUUUUGAGAUGGAAUGUAACGCCUCAUUGAAACUUCCCGAAGCUUCCAACUAG